Lytechinus pictus (painted urchin) is the source of this 4522-nucleotide messenger RNA. RefSeq lists its product as uncharacterized. The record is from RefSeq and is a predicted model, not a curated record. The transcript has 7 exons. Lineage: Eukaryota; Metazoa; Echinodermata; Echinoidea; Temnopleuroida; Toxopneustidae. The coding region runs from base 194 to 2314 and encodes 706 amino acids.
GGCUUUAUCAAGUACAUGUACGUCACCCAACGUGGAUGUCAAAAACAUCGCAGUCGCAAGACCCGGGUCGUAAGAAAGUAAGUUGGUCCAUAUUGCAAACGGGAUAUAGAAGUUGAAAUUUUGUUGUGUUUAGGAACCAUUACCAUUGCCUCUUUGGAAUAAAGCAUAUCUGGUUCAGCGAGGGGUAUGCGCCAUGCAUCAUCACUGGUUCACUGGGGUUCUUCUGAUUGGGGUCUUCCUUACUCUUCCAAACUCCUUGGAUGGCAGUGCAAUCUGUGACGAGAGAAGAAGCGAGCUUAGGACAGUUAGUAGACGGGUAACAAGGACCCUUCAAGUCGCUACGUACUACAAAUGCUGGUUAUUCUGGACAUGCACCACCUAUAGAAGUAUCACAGGCUACACGGCCCAAUAUCAACUUCUAAUGAGGUACUUCACCACAAAUGUAUGCUGCGAUGGUUAUAUAGGGGAUGCAUCGCAGAAUCUCUGCCUUCCAAUAUCAGGACCAGAUGAAAGUCUGUCUACGACAACAGAAAGUCCAUCUCUCAACCAAACAUCAGAGAACGGUCAACCAGACGCUGUUCCAGAUCGAAAUGAAACGACGCUCGUAGGAUCACCGAGAACUACACCCUUGACAUCCAGUAGCAGCAACUUUCCCUUCUCAACGACAGAACCCAGUAACAGUACAGCUAGAGCAGAUGGCGUAGGUAUGAUGUCUUCAAAGGCCCGACGACAGGCACUCAUCAUGAUAAGCCUUAUUGUUUUCUUCAUCACCGUGGUCGUAUUUUCAGUCGUAAUGGGAUGCGUGGUGUACCGACGACGGAGACUUCGCAGAGUGCAGAGGAAGGUUGAUAGUUUGCACAUGGAACCGCUACGUGAUUUGCAACCUUUGUCAGAAACAACUUCCCACAUUCAACACUUUUCUCCACCCUCCGCACCAAACGAUGAGUACGCAAUCCCAGAUAAGGCAUCCAAGGUAACAACACCACCUAAAGAGGCCUCACAAAACUAUGAAAACACCUGCAUUGACGGAAGACCACUUGCUAAUGCCAAAGAUCAGGCAAAAAGUGAGGGAAAUCGCCCGACACAAACUUCCAUGGAUGGAUUUUCGAAUGUUGAGAAAAAGAAAAAUAAAUCCCUCUUUUCUCACCUCUUUUCCAUGCCUAAAGCUUCCAACAUUCAACACUUUUCUCCACCCUCUGCACCAAACGAUGAGUACGCAAUCCCAGAUAAGGCAUCCACGGUAACAACACCACCUAAAAAGGCCUCACAAACCUAUGAAAACACCUGCAUUGACGAAAAACCACUUGCUGAUGCCAAAGUUCAGGCAAAAAGUGAGGAAAAUCACCUGACACAUACUUACAUGGAUGGAUUCGUUUGUGUAGAGACAAAAAAGGACAAUGUUCCUAAUACCAAGGAAUCAAUCCCUGACAAUAAUUACAACGAAGUCGAUGAGAUGCCAAGCAGUACAGCUAACCUGGAAGAGUGUUACACAGAAGUUGAUAAUCCGCCAUCAAGCUCGGUCGUCACCGACGUUGACAUACAAGACCAUAAGUAUUACUACACUAAAUUUGACACCUCGUCACCCAGCACUACUGAGUGUUAUGCAGAGGUUUAUGAGAUGCAACCUAGCUCUGUUGAUGUAGAGGGCGCUGUUCGAGAUGAGUACGAAACAGUUGGGGAUCAACAACUAACAUACGAUCACAUUGAUCGAAGUUCUACCACAGGUAACUCGGAACCUGUGAACCAUCACAAAGAAGGUUGUAGUAAUGCAGGCGGAAAAUAUGGUGUCCUCGUACAGUCAAGCUCCGUGGAGUCACAAGAAAGUUACGACGUCUUCCAACGGAGUGUUUCGCAGACAGAUAAAUCUGGUGUUGAUGGUUAUGAGCCACUUCUUGCUGUUCCAUCGCAGGGUUCAGCGACAGAACAUUCAGUAGGCAACGAGGCGUACGACGAUCUUGACAGAAUGAUGCCCAAAACACGAAAGAAGGGGAAAAACCUUCUCGAAAAACUGCGUCAGGGCACUAACACGACAGCUUAUGGACAUCUGGUGUCAAGCUUUGAGAGCGAUACCAGUGAGACCAACAACUCUGUCAUGGAGCCCAUAUAUUCUAAUCAAGACGCUGGACUUGCCGGAGACCGGGAAUCGACCUACACAGAUAUGUCAGGCAGCCGUCCCAAUUCUUUACUUCAGCGUGGUCUAAGCUUGAGGAGCGAGAGAACUGAGUUAGUAACGUACACUGAAAUGUCACCUACCCAUUUCUCGAGCAACUAUUACAACGUCGAUCUUGAAAACAUUCAUGAAAGCAUAGAUUAAAAGGACAUAGACCUCACACAGAACUCAAACAGGAACAUGUCGACCCGACCCUGGUGCCAGACGUGAAUUAAAUGUUUGCAUUGCGAUUUCGGGAGUAAUACUAAAUCGAUCUACAGUACUUUGCAUAAUUUCCUCCAUGCAUUUCUUGAUCUUCUGAAUAGUCAAUGGAUGUUAUCAACCCCUUCCGAACCUUCUUAAGUGCUAGUACACCGAAACACACCACACCAUUAAUGUUAGGACCGUAAAUUUGAAAAUUUGAUUGAUUUGAUUUUCCAAGAUGCUUAAAUCAAUGCGAUUGCCAUUUAUUACGGAAAUCGGAUCUCUUGAUUAAACGAGGUGAAGGGAAAAAAUAUAAGUUAUUUGAUAUGAGAAAAUUCCUUCUAAAAAAAGAACAUUUUUUUCAUUCACUACCUUUACUCGUACACUAGCCUAUUCAGGAAUGAUAUUCUAUUUACUGUUAUAUGUAUCUCCGACCUAUAUCUGGGAAAAAAAUAUAAAACGACGAAAUGUAUGCAUGUUUAAACUAUCAAGGGUGCAGCUUAAAUAUGAAUCCCAAUUUCAAUGUACAUUUUGUUUUCAAGAAGGGUUCUUAAUAGUUUCACUGACACCCAUUCAGGUAAUUCACUACAGUGCGAGUCAGAAAAAAUGUUACACUUUUUAAAUUAAGUAUUUUUUAAAGAAAAUGUGGAAUUUAGAGAGAAUUUCUAGCAUGUAUGGAUAGAAUAAAUAUUCUUUUGUCACUUGGUAAAAUUUGCUUGAGUGUUGUUGUCAUGGUGAGUGCACAACAGCCAUUGUUUGAAAAAGUGUCAACACCCAUUUGCGCUAGGUCAGGUGAUUACCUGCUGAAACAGAGACAAAAGCAUUCACACAAUGAGCGUACAGUGUAUGCAUAUGUUUAGUAAUCAAGAAAAAUAAACAAGAGAACCAGUAAAUCAAUAAAUCAUCUUUACUGAAAAGUUCAAUUUCAUUGUCAUUUUGGCAACGACUUGGGCAAAGCUUCCCGCCUUCAAUCUUCCACAUGUUGUCCAUUUCUCUCGAUGCACUUCUGAGCUCGAUGGAGCAUUGCUGCCAUGGCCCUGCAAACUGUCUGGCUGUCUUUGUCUGGGGGUACCUGAAGUCAAAAGUGUACAGCACCCUACCUGCAGAUCUGGAUGACUUGCAGCAGCGCACCAUCAGAGCUACAUAAUAAACAUACAGUACAGUACGCAUAAACCUUACGCUUAUUGUUUGUGUGAAUGCGUUUGUCUCUGUUUCUGCAGGUAAUCACCUGACUUGGUGCAAAUGAUUUUUAACACUUUUUCAAACAAUGGCCGUGGUGCACUCAACCAUAAUAACAACACUGAAACAAAUUUUACCGAGUGACAAACUAAGGAAUAUUUACUCUAUCUAUACAUACUAAAAAUUCUCUCUGAAUCCCACAUUUUCUUCAAAAAAUUAAAAAGUGUAACAUUCUUCUGACUCGCACUGUAGUAUUUUGAUAACUGCAUGCAUCAGUUAGCCCUUGAUACUCCAAAUCACCAAAGAAUUUGAUCAAUAAGUGAUUUGCCGUUAUAUAUUUAAUUUCUUUUAAAUGAUGUAGAUAUAUAAAAGUAUACCUUAAUAACAAUACUCCCAUGACUUUAUUUUCGGCGAAAAAAAAAUUGUCUGUAUAUUGGUUUGUUUCUGGAUCGUUAGAACAAUACAGAAGGUGACCACCUGUUAAAUUUCGAAACUUGAAGUUUGUUUUCAUUAUUUGAUCUCAUCUAACGCUUGGAUGAGAAUCCAUCUGUAGAUAUCUAUAUUUUUACGAUUGUUAUUUUUCCUUAUUAUAAAAGGACAUAUUCGCCGAUUAAUAUAUUCAUUUUAUUUUUGACUAUUAAAGUAUAAAUAUUUACGCAUAAAAUUGACAUUAUUUAAUUAAUAUGUAGUAUGAAAUAAUACAAUUAUUAGUAUGUAACAUGAAAUAACGUGAAAUAAAUAGUGAUGGUGGUGGUGGUUGUCGUCAUGAUGGUUGUGCUGAUGUUUAUAAAGGUGAUUGUUGCACCACAAAUUGUCACCCCAGCACAAAUUGUCACCCCGCGACAAUUUGUGCAAAAAUCGACACCACACAUUGUCAUCGCCUGCACAAAUUGUCGCCUCGCCAAAAUGUAUGCUGCACGUGCCGGUCUAAAUUUUUAAGCAUAUUGUGCCAAUUAUUUGUGUCCUCAAAAAUAAACCUAGAACCUCAAA